AUGAUCCGUGGAACUGCUUUAAGAUUAAAUCGACGGCAAAAUCAGUCCAUUUUAUAUCAAGCUCGUUUAAACAAUACGCCGCUGCAAAGUUCUUCGACAACAUUAGAAUAUGAUCAACGAACAAAUACGAUCAACAUGCAAUCUACACAAAUACAACUUGUACAACGAUCAUCUCCAAAACCUAUGACUAUACGAGAAAUAAUCAAAGCUUUAGAAGAAUGGCAAGAUCCUGAAGAUUAUGCCCAAGAUCUAGAAGCAAAGGAAAGAAUUAUGGAUUGUUAUAAACAACGUUCUGAUACACUAGAUUUAUCAUAUCUCUCUCUAAGCACACUUCCUGAUGCUAUUGGAAAAAUGCAACAUAUAGAAUUUUUAUCGAUUGCUAACAAUUAUUUUGUAGAAAUACCAAAGAUCCUGGGAAAUUUAACAGCUUUAAGACUAUUGAAUGUUUCCAACAAUAUAUUAACAGAGGUAUCUGAUACUAUACAAGAAUUCAAAAAAUUAGAACUCUUCAAUGGUGCUUGUAACCAACUUCAUUAUGUUUCAGAAGAAUUAGCGCGUCUACCAAAAAUCGAAACAGUAAUAUUAUCUCACAAUCGUAUUAUUAAAUUUCCUGAAAAUAUUCAUAGUAUUGAAGAGCUUGAUUUAGAAGAUCAAAUUCCACCAGCAUCAUUUGGUAAGUUUUCUUCGGAAUUUGCAGCACGAUGGGAAGAAAUAUUUCGACAUGAAAGUGGAGCAGGUUAUAUGGAGAUGUGGGUAGCACGUUAUGAAGAAAUUCUUCAACAGCCACAAGUUGUAAACCAUUAUGAAACAUUUACAGAACGUAUUGGUAUACUAUUAGAUACAAUGGCAAAAAAUUCAAGUCUACGUAUACGUUGUUAUGAGAAAGCACAGAGUGUUAUUGCAACGUGUUAUGAUGGUAUAUUAUUUUCUUUAUUCGAAAUGGAAAUUAAACAAGUGGAAGAAAGAAUAAUUGCUUUACAAUUAUCUGAUGAGGAAGUACGUCAGGAGAUGGAACGAGCCUUUAAUUUUUAUCGUUUACAAGAAAUUGCUUUAUUACAUUCACAACAAUAUGCAUACGAACAAGCAACGACUACAGAAAUUACAGAAGCUGAUACACUUGAAACAGUCUUAUUUUUUUAUGCUUCACCAGAAAAUACUUUAGAGAUGCCAUUAGAUGGUGAAAGAUUACAUUAUAUGCGUUAUCCAGAAUUAUCAACAGCCACUCAUGAUGAUGUAAAACAAGCGGAAUUUUGGAUAAAUUAUUUAGAAAGUCGUUAUCCAGAUAUCAUUGCAGAACACACGCACAUUUUUAUGGAGCAAAUGGAAGAAUUGGAAGAGAAAAAAGAUACAAUUAGAGAAUAUGAGUCGAAAGAAUUCCUUAGUCAAAUUGGAUCAGAUAACGAACCACGAUCAGCAUCACCAGGAAAAAAAGUAACAACUACGGUAUUAUCACAGUCAACGCUGAGAAAGUUACCUAAACCUAAUUAUCAAAAUAUGGAAUGGGAAAAACCUCUUAUUGACAAAGACGAAGAAGAAGAUGUCGAGUUGGCUACAAAACGGGCGACUGCAUAUGAUGUAUCGCCAGAAUAUAGUUCUCAAUCAGAGAUUAAAAAUAAUAUAAGGCAAUCUACUCGUCCACAAACAGGAUCUAUUACAGUAUUGGCUAUUUUCAUUCAAAAAGCCAAAACAACUACGACUGCAAUUGAUGUAUCGACAACAAUGCUUACAACGUCAUCAACAAAAACAUCAACUCAUACAACGUCGAUUAAUUCUCAUACAACAAAAAUGAAUGUAUCAAAAUUUAAGAAAUGGAAACAAGAUGCCAUCACUGUGGCUGGUGGAAAUGGAGAAGGACAACAAUUAAAUCAACUCAAUCGGCCUUUAGGAAUCUAUAUUGAUAAAAAGAAAAAUGUUUUCAUUGCUGAUUGUUCCAAUCAUCGUAUUAUUGAAUGGAAAUGUAAUACAAAAGAAGGACAAAUCAUUGCAGGUGGAAAUGGUCGAGGAAAUCGAAUAGAUCAGUUGAAUCAUCCAGUAAAUGUGAUUGUUGAUGAACAAACUCAUUCGAUCAUCAUUGCUGAUACUGGGAACAGACGAUUGAUUCAAUGGUUAAGUCAAAAUCAACAGAUUCUCAUUGAUGAUAUUGACUGUUUUGGUUUAGCAAUGGACAAAAAUGGAUCGCUUUAUGUUUCGGACUGGAAGACGAAUGAAGUAAGACGAUGGAAAAUGGGAGAAUACAACAACGAAGGAAUUAUAGUGGCAGGGGCAAAUGGAAAUGGAAGUCAACUGAAUCAACUCAAUUGGCCUACUUUUAUCUUUGUUGAUGAUGAUCAAUCUGUUUAUGUAUCAGAUUUUGAGAAUCAUCGUGUAAUGAAAUGGAGAAAAGAUGCAAACGAAGGAAUCGUUGUGGCUGGAGGAAAUGAUCAAGGAGGAAAACUUAAUCAAUUGUCUUAUCCCAAAGGAGUAAUUGUUGAUGAUUUGGGUCAAAUCUAUGUAGCAGAUCUGGAGAAUCAUCGAGUAAUUCGUUGUUAUGAAGGAAAAGAAGAAGGUGAAAUUGUUGUUGGUGGAAAUGGUCAAGGAAAUCAAUCAAAUCGAUUCCGUGGUCCUACUGGUUUAUCUUUUGAUGAUGAGGGAAUUCUUUAUGUUGCUGAUUAUUUGAAUCAUCGAAUUCAAAAAUUUGAAGUAAUUUUUUGA
Molecule: messenger RNA, 2691 nt
Organism: Adineta steineri
Lineage: Eukaryota; Metazoa; Rotifera; Eurotatoria; Adinetida; Adinetidae
Source: the annotation of a GenBank genome assembly